Molecule: messenger RNA, 375 nt
Organism: Linum tenue
Lineage: Eukaryota; Viridiplantae; Streptophyta; Magnoliopsida; Malpighiales; Linaceae
Source: the annotation of a GenBank genome assembly
GGAUGGAAUUGGAAUUAUUAUCCAUCUCCCAACUAUAUAAACCCCUGCCAAAAUGCCAGAAAUUAAUACAAUCAAACCUACAAAACAAUUUCUACAAAACCCAAAAUACUCAGUCUCAGUUCAGCGGACGCAAGCAACAUCAUGGGGAAGCCUGCUAUUUCCUUGAGAAUCGCAACCUCUCUUGUACUGAUAGUCCUUGCUGUUCUGAUUUCAGGCAUGUUGAAACCGGGUGAGGCGAGAACGAGCCCAUCCGUGCAGGUAGCGGAUGUGGGGAAUAAGCAGCUGGCCAUGGGAGGAACCAACGCUACUAAUUACUCUGUCGAACAGACGGAGGACCCGCCGGCUUGCACUAAACACAGCCAAUGCAUCAAUUAC